Molecule: messenger RNA, 1338 nt
Organism: Anopheles maculipalpis
Lineage: Eukaryota; Metazoa; Arthropoda; Insecta; Diptera; Culicidae
Product: CLIP domain-containing serine protease B4-like
Exons: 4
Coding region: 1-1338 (445 amino acids)
Biological process (GO): proteolysis
Molecular function (GO): serine-type endopeptidase activity
Source: RefSeq, a predicted model, not a curated record
AUGAUUUCUGCGACGUUUUCGGUGCUUGUGUGCAUCGCCCUAUUACCACUGUUGAUGGUAGUUGCACAGCGAGAGGUAGAUCAGGUGUGCAUCCUCACGAAUGGACGAUCCGGACGAUGCAUCCGACUGGCCGAGUGUACCGAGAUAGCUGAGCUAGCGAAGCGCAUUGUGCUAUACCAGUGGGAAACGCAAAAGAUAAGAGCCGUCCUGGGUGCCUGUGCUAGUGAUGAGAAUUCAUCUGAUCCGAUCGUUUGUUGUGAAGCAGGGAGACGUGGUGUAGUAGCUACAGUGUCAGCAACUACUUCCACCACUACAACAACAACUACAACUACUACGCCCCCUAUACCAAUCACCAGAAGACCCACACGUGCACGACUGAGUACGGUCAGUCCACCAACAAGACGAGUAAGGGUUACUAUCCCUACCGAACCCAUCACCAGAAGGCCUACACGUGCACGAGCGUCCACAACCGUUCGCACCCGAACCAUGGCUGACUACGAUCACUUUAAGGAUGUUCUACCGGUGCGUUGCGGUAUGCGACAACCCGUCCCUUCCAUACUUUCAGACGCAGAGGACGAAGACAACACGCACGUGUGGGCAGUACACUUGGAGAUUAGAAAACCGAAACUGACCACUCCAGCACGAUGCGUCGGAACGUUAAUCCAGGAACGUUACGUCCUGACCGCAGCACACUGUGUACACUUUCUGCCGGUAGAGAAUAUCAAGCUAUUUUUUGGCGUAAGCUUAAUCAGUGUACUGGACCAGUGUUUGGCCGAUGGCGAAUGUCAGGAGCGUAGGGCGGCCGAGUUCCUCAUACAUCCCGGUUACAAUGCGCACAGCUCUACCAACGAUGUGGCGCUAAUUAGAGUAAGCGAACCGGUAUACACUUCCGAUGCCGUCAUGCCUGCCUGCCUGUCGCUGGAUCAUGUAUUCGACGAGAACCUACCGGACGACAAGCGUGUCCUUUCGCUUGGUUGGGGUAAAACUGGAUAUGGUGGUAUGAGUGACUCGAAGCGUCUCGUCUAUCUUAACGUGAUCUCGCAGGACGAAUGUAGCGAGUAUCUUACGAACAACACACGCAUCAAUCCAUCCAUGUUCUUCAGCGUGAUGUGUACACUGGGCGUGCUGAGAGGCCAGGACGUGUGUCAGGGAGACUCCGGUGCACCGAUGUUACAUUUUCGCGACAAACGGUUCUACGUGGUUGGUGUGGUUAGUACUGGGCCCAAGUGUGAUCCUGCGGCGGGAAAUUCUACCAAACUUGCCCCGGGCAUUGCUACGCGAGUGUCCGAGUACAACAAUUGGAUUCUUACCAGUAUGAAGCGAAUAGAGGGUUUUUGA